AUGCAAUUUGAUGAUACCAACUGUUUCUCAAAGGAGCGACCUAUCUGUGACCCUAGAAAGUCCUUCGAUGGCGGUACUUGUGUCGAUCACUCUGAUCCUCAAUGCCGACCUGGUCUUGUUUUCGACGGCACCAGCUGUGUAUCUAAGGAGCCUCUCCGCUGUGAACCUGGUACCAGCUGGAACGGAAGCAAGUGCUGUGAUCCCGGCAUGAAGUACAACUCUGAGACUGAGACUUGCGACUCGUCUUUCAAGCCCCGUUGCCCUACUGGAACGGAGCUCAGAGAUGAUGUCUGUGUCUCAGUUACUCCUCCUCCGUGCCCGAGUGGCACCGCCAGAAAGGGUGGCAAGUGUGUCUCUGUCGAGCCUCCCCGUUGCCCUCGAGGUCUCAGUCCCAGCGGUGGUCUCUGCAUCUCCACCAAGGUGCCUGAAUGUGGCGAGGGCACUAUCUUCGACGGCAAGCGAUGUGUUAUUGGCAAGACCGACGAGUGUUAUACUCUUCACACUUGCCCUCCUGUUGGCGCUCCUGGCCUCCCUGCUGUGGGCGGUCGAUAA
Molecule: messenger RNA, 552 nt
Organism: Fusarium musae
Lineage: Eukaryota; Fungi; Ascomycota; Sordariomycetes; Hypocreales; Nectriaceae
Exons: 2
Coding region: 1-552 (183 amino acids)
Source: RefSeq, a predicted model, not a curated record